Molecule: messenger RNA, 8912 nt
Organism: Eriocheir sinensis (Chinese mitten crab)
Lineage: Eukaryota; Metazoa; Arthropoda; Malacostraca; Decapoda; Varunidae
Gene: Ire1
Product: serine/threonine-protein kinase/endoribonuclease IRE1-like
Exons: 20
Coding region: 1371-4907 (1178 amino acids)
Biological process (GO): IRE1-mediated unfolded protein response; mRNA processing; intrinsic apoptotic signaling pathway in response to endoplasmic reticulum stress
Cellular component (GO): IRE1-TRAF2-ASK1 complex
Molecular function (GO): RNA endonuclease activity; protein serine/threonine kinase activity; ATP binding
Source: RefSeq, a predicted model, not a curated record
CAAUAGGUAUGCAGCGGUGGAAGCUUUGAGGGGUGAUAUGGGGUGGAGUACCUUUAGGGAAAGAUUUAGGAAGGCUACCCUUAGAUACAAAGUCAGAUUUGAACGAAUGGAUGACGCGAGACUGGCACGGAAGGUUUACUUGUGGAGUGUGCCUGAGAGCAAAUGGAUUAAAAACUGCAUGAGAAUGGUUGGUGACAGUGGUAUGCGAGUCAGGUGGGUGAGCAGAGAGGAAGGGAGGCGUUUCUUUGAAUGGAAGGUGACUGACAGGAAUAGUGAGGGUCUAGAAUGGGAUGUGAGAAAGUGGAAGAGAGAGAUAGACAGUGCAGUGAAAGGUGACAGUCUGAGGAGGUGGAAGCAUGCGAUGGGGCGAAAGACUACUUUGGAGUGGUACAAGGAAAAGGAAGCCCCACAGUGUGUCAGCUGGUAUGAUGGAAGCUUGGGUGCUGAAGUGGUAGCGUACUGGGCCCACAUUCACCGCGCGAUGGACGACGCGGGUUCGAAUCCCCACGCUACCACUCGGAUUUUUCAGUCACCGCCGAGUGGCUUAAAACUACCCACAUGCUGUCCUGAAGACCACCCAUCAACCCGGACUCUAGAGGAAGCCGUCCAAGCAAAUCAAGAACGAGUUCCGGGGGGCAGCAUGAGCCAAUGCAAGAUGGCGCCACUAUAAACACUCGCCUGCGCCAGAACGGGCUGGGCCGACCAUCAGGCCCCACCUGGAAGAAGCCUUGGGCCGACCAUCAGGCUCCACCAGGAAGAUGCCUACCGGCGCAAGAGGCAGCGACGUAAAAAAAAAAAAAAAAAAAAAAAAAAUCGAGCGCAGUUUAUGAAUGUAAGAAAUUACAGGUGGUCCGAGUCCUGCAGCAAUUAAAGUGUCAGAUGUGUGACAGGGGUGUGGAUGAAGCUGUCGUGCAUGUGAUACUGGUGUGUGGGAGGUACCGGAGAAAAGGGACGGAGAUGAUGAAGGUGGCACUGAGUGAGAUGGACUGGGAUGUGAAUGGGAGGAUUGCAAGAACAGAGAGGGAAUGGAUGCUGCUGCUGCUGGGACUGAGUGCUGAAGCAAAUGAUAGAAUUAUAGAAGCCAUGGAGACUUUUCUGGAAAAGAUGUGGUGUGCAAGAAAUAGGGAAUUGGAAGAUUUGUAAUGGAUACUGCUUGUUUUGUUUUUAUUUUUUACAGGUUGUGCCGAUGCGAAGGCCGGACUCUCCAACGGGUCACUUGUACAGCAAGAGCAAGAGCUCCGUGACGUCACCAUAACAACACCUGCAGAGGCUGCUGAUGCAAUGGCGUGUUAGCAGAGCGUUCCCUCACCUGGCUAUGGCACGGCUGCUGGGCCUGGAGGCAGUGUGGUGACGGAGCAGCGAGCAAGGCAAUGAUCAUGAAGACUGGCGCGAGGCCCUUGAUGGCGGUGGUAGCGGGGUUAGUUUUGUGGUCCUGCCCCCCAACCACCGCCACGAGACACAGGGACGCUAAUAUUAAGGACAAGAUCACGUCAACUGAACUACUAGCAGAGAGUGAGGAAGGCACUCUGCUGGUGUCCACUCUUGAUGGCGUGCUCCAUGCCAUCACCAAGUCCACGGGAGCCAUCAAGUGGACCCUCAAUGACGAUCCAAUAAUCAUCAACCCAACAGAUUCUUCACAACCGCCAAUACCCCAGUUCUUCCCAAAUCCCCAAGAUGGUUCCCUCUACCGCUACACCAUGAGUCGGGGACGUGACCCUCUCAAGAAGCUGCCUUUCACCAUUCCUCAGCUUGUGGCAAACUCUCCCUGUCGCUCCAGUGAUGGCAUAUUCUACUUAGGUAAGAAGGUUGACUCUUGGGUUGGCAUUGACCCCGUGACUGGAGAGAAGCAGCUGGUCCUUGGUGUGGAUGGUGUGAACCGCAAUUGUCCCAAGCCUUCUCGCAACACGGUUUACUUUGGCCGCACUCUGUACAACAUCAUACUAUAUGAGGCAGCAACUCAGAACAAGUGGAACAUCAGCUUCUCUGAAUAUGCUACCAGUUCCUCAUCCACUAUAGAAAACUAUGACUUGGUGCACUACACUUCUACGGGUGAAGGCUCCAUCCUCACCGUGGAUCAGCGCACCGGCUCCCUGCUGUGGACCCUGGAGCUGCCCUCCCCCCUGGUGGCCAUGUACCUGCUGGGGCCUGAUGGUGGACUGCUCAGUGUUCCCUUGACCACAGUGGCUCCACAGACACUGGAACACUUCACUCGGGAGUUCAUGCACCUCACUCACCACAGCUCGGAUGGCUCAGAGGGCCUGCUCAUCAAAAAGUUAAGCCCCACCAUCUACAUAGGUGAGUGCAGCUCAGGCCUGUAUGCUGUACCAGCUCUGGUGGACACCAACACGGCCACAAUUUUCCACCGAGGGUCACAGUUGCUGCUGGGGGGCCCUCCAGGUUCUCGAGGAACCAUCAAGUCAUCACAUUCCCAAGCUGCCAGUGAUGCAGAGAAAGAAAAGGAGCCUGAAGUUCUCCUGUUGGGUUACUAUGAAAUACCAGAGAGUGCACAGACGGAGCUGCUCAAGGCCAAAACGGGGGAGGUGACUGAGGGGAAUGAGGAGGUGGUGCGUCUGGGCAUCACUCACGCCAAGAACAACAGUCGGGCCUUGGAGGGGGAGGGACGGGGCACCAGCAGGGACCAGCAGGACCUUGUGGCUGUUGUCUGGGAUGGAAUGGAGCAAAUCAAGAUGAUGAACAUGAGUUUUGUGACCUCUCAGAACAUGUUUGUGUGGCUGGGGACCAUUGGGCGGCUGGUGUGUGUCUGGCUGCUGGACAACUACAUGAACUUACUUGUGGUCACUCUUGCUUUUGGAUUUUUAGCUAUUUUAAUUAUUUUGUAUAAGCAGGCGAAAGAAUAUGCACGGCUCAGUCGAGAAGUGUCCUCACGGCGGCAGGGCUCCCAGGGCUCAACUGGUUCAGGCUCAUCAAGCAGCGUCACAGCUGUGGCGGAGGAGCUGAAUGACGGCACCAUUAGUGUGGGAAAGAUCAUUUUUAAUCCACAAAAGCUGCUUGGAAAGGGCUGUGAUGGCACCUUUGUUUUCAGAGGCAGUUUUGAUGGCCGGUCAGUGGCAGUAAAGCGAGUGCUCCCGGACUGCUUCUCUAUUGCUGACCGAGAAGUUGACCUGCUGCGGGAGAGUGACCAGCACCCCAACGUCAUCAGAUACUUCUGUACAGAGCAGUGUCGUCAGUUUCGUUAUAUUGCCCUGGAGCUGUGCGGCGCCACUCUAGAGGACUUCAUACGGGGAAAAUUCAAGGCAGACAUCAGUAUCCUGAGCAUCCUUCAUCAGGCCACCUCAGGGCUUCAUCAUCUCCAUCAGCUGGAUAUUGUUCACCGUGACAUCAAGCCUCACAAUGUGCUUCUUUCACUGCCAAACAACAAGGGACAAGUCAGGGCAAUGUUGUCUGACUUUGGGUUGUGUAAAAGGCUGGAGACAGGCCACAUGUCCUUCUCCAGGAGGUCUGGGGUGACCGGCACGGAGGGGUGGAUUGCCCCAGAGAUGAUGCUCAACACUUCUCGUCCAACAUUCAAGGUAGACAUAUUUUCUCUUGGUUGUGUGUACUACUACAUGCUCACACAAGGAAAGCACCCAUUUGGUUCUGUCCUCGACCGGCAAUCAAAUAUCAUAUCUGGAAAAUUCAAACUGGAUGAGUUUGACAAAGAAAAGGAUGUGAAUUGCAUCACCCUGAUUGAGAGGAUGGUGAGCAGCAAGCCGUCGGAGCGGCCCUCAACAUCUGCCAUACUCAAGCACCCCUUCUACUGGAACCCAGAGAAGGUUCUUGGGUUCUUCCAGGAUGUGAGUGACCGUAUUGAGAAGGAGAACGGAGACACCAUGGUUAUGAUGAGUCUGGAGUGGGGAGGAGCGCAGGUGGUGCAGGAAGACUGGCGGCAGCACAUGCACCCCGUCAUUGCUGAAGACCUGCGCAGGUUCAGGGACUACAAAGGACGCUCCGUGAGGGACCUCCUGCGAGCACUCAGGAACAAGCGGAACCACUACCGGGAGCUGAAGGAAGAGGCACGAAUGGUGUUUGGCUCCAUCCCAGACGAGUUUGUGGCCUAUUGGACCUUGAGGUUUCCCAGGUUGCUGCUACACACCUGGUGUGCCAUGCAGUGUGUGAAGACGGAGGUCAUAUUCCAGAAGUACUAUGACAAGAACUUCAACUUUGGUCCGGUGGAUGAGAUAGAAUCAGAUCAUGGUGAAGAAUCAGUUGCAAAAGACAUAAUUCCUGAGGCUCGUCAGUGUGCUCCAACCAGCACUCCCUGGCAGCUGAGUGGCAACAGCCGAGUAGGGUCUACCUCCUCGGAGAGUCCAUACCAGCGAGGAGCAAACAAAACCUGCAAGGAGAAACAGGAAGUAAAUCCUGUUUGGAUUAUUCGUAAAUCACCCAUAACUUCUGAACCCAAAUAUCGAAUACCAAUGCUAAGGAACAUGGAUGCUCCUUGGAGGAGACCAUUUGUGGAAUCAAGCACAAAAGAAGUGAAUCAGCAUGAGACCGAAAAUGAUCCCCUACAGGGACAAGAAGCAGACAUUUUAGGAAAAGAAUUUAAGCUAGAAAAUGCACUAGAUAUUGAGGAGUCCUCAAUAUCACUAGUUAGUGAGGCUCCAGAAGCAGAAGCCUCUGUAGACCCAGAGAAGGUGAACCAAGAGUCCUCUCAACCACCUUGUGAUGUGCAGGAUCAAGGCGAGACGAAAUUCACUCAUCCCUCCGAGGGUUCUGAAGGUGUAGAUAAAGAAGGUCCAGAAGAGCAGCCUGAGAAUGGCAGGGAGGCAUCCCGUCUGUGUAUCAGGGAGUCAUCAAACGCCCAAGACAAGUCAUCUAGUAAGCCAGACAGUGUUGUAAAGACCGGAAAAGUCGCAGGGAAGAAGAAAAAAUCUAAGAAAUUACCUCUUGAGGAGACAAACAAAUAGGGAGAUUUACUUACAUUUGAGACCUGUGACACAACUUUUAUCUUCAGUUAAACUUAAACAGAUCUAAUCACUAGAUCUUUGUGACAAAGAGGUGGAGCUCACACAAGAUUGAGAUUUGAAAGUCUUGAUAAAAUUGAAAGAAUAUGCACCACAGUUCUCUGUCUGAGUCAGCAGUUUUAUUUAUCAAUGGGCUCCACUGUGACCACAGUAGUUUUAGCUACUGAAUGUUAGUUUAUUGUGAAUGAUUCUCUUUGGUUCUAUAUUUUCACUCACUUUUCCAAAUACAUUAGAUGACUAUUCAAAAAAACAUUUGUAGUUGAUGCAGUUGUUUACUUUUCUCAUUAAGUAAAGGUACAUGUGUUCUCAGCCCAAAGGUAUAUGUGUUCUCAGCCCAAUGUUGCCAACCAUAUACAGCUUGUACAUCAAGCAUGUUUUAUUGCUGUAGUGGUGGUGCUGUAGAUGGUGGUGCAGUGCAGUUACAGAAAAAAAACUUUUGGUGUCUUGAAAUGUGAUAUUAGACUAUGGGAUUGCUAUAGACUUGUGUGCAAAGGUGAAACAGCAUAAUCAGAGUACUAUCAAGGGGUUGCAUGGUCCUCUUAAGAGAUGUAAAUCUGCUGUUUCCUUGUCUCAGCAGAGGGGAGGACUCUGCCACUCUGUCAGGUUUUAUGUUCAUAUUGACAUGAAAGUGUAAUUGUCCGUAUAUUACAAUACUUUCAUUACUUUUAGUAAAAGUUAAUUGGGGUAUUGCCUCUGUUAUGAUAAUACUACAUCAAGUGCUUUCCUUAAGCCCAUGUUUAUAUAAGUUUAUUCUGAUAGAAAAAUGAAGUCUCAUAGACUUUCAUUUGAAUUCUUAUUUUUAAUUAUUUGCUGUAAUAAUGACAUGCUUAUUAUAUAACGGGAAAAAAACUGUUCUGCUUACUGCUUAUAUAAUGUCUGUUGAAGUUUAGUACAAAAAGAACCUAGUCUGCUGUUUCCCCUCAAGAAGAUCUAUUUUAUUGAGAGUCAAGGUGUCUGUGGUGGCAGUGUUGUGUCAAGGUUACUUUGUCGUCAAGUUUGUAACGUGUGAGGUUUGCUGCAUGACAACAAGCUUUUAUUUUAUUUUAGCUUUCAACUUGGUUAGUUUUUUGUUAUUUUGCACUUUUUUGAAACAUCAGCAGAAAUAUGAAUUUGGUUUAUAAUUUUGGAUUUAUAAAUCAACAACUUGCACCUCAUAACUUUGCAAUCACCAAAGGAGUUUGUCCAUAAUUAGUUCUACAAUUUUUUUUCAUUUGAUUAAUUGUAGUUUUAUGUUUUUGGAGUAGCUUUUUUAGGGCUGCACAUGAAUGUUUGAAGCGUUAUACAGGCAAUAUCUUGGCCAGACUACAAAUAAGAAUAUAUUCUUUGGAAAUGUUUGUGAAAUGCAUGUCGUGUUUACAAUGAAAGACGUUACACAUUAAUAGGAUGUCAGACCAUUUUGCCUUGAGAGGUUAGUGAUGAUAGUUGUGUUAGUGAUGUCAGAGUGUUGAGGCAAUGGCUGGCUGCAACACACUACACUGCCUACUUGGUCUCUUGACCUGCAAAAAAAAAUUUAACUGUUGACAUAAUUUCCUAUCACCAGUUUUCAAGUUCUUGUGAUGGUAUAUUAUAUGGUUUGUGUUAAUAUAUUUGCACUAUUUAUAUUGUAUGUGUUAGGUACUGCUAUAGAUACAAGAAAAGAGGAAGGACAGAUUUUAAAUAUAUAUAUGCAUAUUAUAUCACGAGUCAUUUACAUGUGAAAAUAUAUUUAUUUUUAUAAUGAAUACAUGUACAUACGUAUUUAGAUGUGAAAUACAUGAUCUCCCAAGUCAUUGUGUGCUCAAAACAAAUCUGUUUUGAUAUUAUGGAUUGUGGAUUUAUUUUGGAGAGAUCCUCCAAACAGAAUAAUUGUUCAUAUUGGGAGCAAUAGGUGUUAUAUGUAUACCUGAAUUUAUGAAGACACUGGAAAUUAUGACAAAGGGUUACAGGUGUUUUUAAUGAAUCAUAGGUUUUAAUAUAUUAUACUAUGACAAAAUAUUAGAGGUAUUUUAGGUUGUCAUAGGUUUUAAUACAUGCUGUUUAAUAGCUAUGAAGUUUUUAGAUGACAAUGUUCCUGAUGCUUUGACACACAAUUUUUCAAGUAUAUAUAUUUUCAUUGUUCCACACAUUCCUGUAUUAGGUGCCACGUUUGCAUAGAGUGAAACAAGGCUUGUAUGUGGUAUAUUGUUUAAUUCUUUUUUCAUGCCCAAGUAGGAAUUUUAGCACUGCAUAUAUCCAAGAUAUUUCUCAGAAUUUAUGUUCAGUAUUUAAAGGUUCUUUUCUAAUAAUACUUCUUUAUAUAUUCUAUUUAUACACUUCAGAUAAGAUUCUUAGUAAGUCUCAAGUCUACGGAAUGAUUAAUAAAAAUAGUGAUACUUUUUUUUUCUAUUUUUUUAAGUUUAAUCCUUUUCAUUCUGUUACAUAAUAUUUUCUGUGACAAAUAUUUGAUGUGUAUAGAACAGUUUUUCCACUUAAGUGUAUAGUAACAAGUUUAACCUUUGUCCUUUAGUUGGUAGGAUCAUUUGAACGCAAAGAAGUACUUUACAAAAUUACUUUUAAGGGAAAGCUCAUUCAUUGAUAUAUAUAUAUAUAUAUAUAUAUAUAUAUAUAUAUAUAUAUAUAUAUAUAUAUAUAUAUAUAUAUAUAUAUAUAUAUAUAGAUAUAUAGAUAUAUAUAUAUAUAUAUAUAUACAUACACAUACAUAUAUAUACAUACACAUACAUAUAUAUACAUACACAUACAUAUAUGUAUUUAUUUAUUUAUUUAUUUGUUACACUCAGGAUGUGGAUCUUGCUGUGUGUGUAGUGUAAACACCGACCACAACCAAACUUGUAUUUCCAGUCAGUGUCAGUGUGUUCUGUGAUCAAAGUACACAAAGGUGCUUCUCAUUUUACUUAAAUUCAAAUUACAUGUUUAAGGAAAAUGCAAUUAAAAAAAUCCAGGUAAUCUUUUCUUUGUGUAUUUUGCUCAUACCAAUGUGAACCAAACACCUUGCCUUACUAGGUGUUCUUAUGGGAAAAAAAACUUUAAAUUAUGCAAAAUUUACAUUGUAACCUUUCUAGAAACUUAACUUUUAUGUAAAAUGAAAGCUGCCUGUACCGUAAUAUGAGGUGCCUUUUGAGACCAUCCAUUCAAAUCUGGUUUGUAGAUUUCCCAUGGCCAGGAAACAGUAGCCAUUGUGAAGUCCAGGGAUGUUGUUGCAUUGUUCAUGACCUGUUGUCGUUUAGUGUGAUGCAACUAGGAUGAGCCACGCCUGAAAUGUUUGUGACAUAUCUUGGUUGCUAUAACCAUACCACUACAGGGAUUGAAAUACUUUUGAUGUAUUUUGUAUUGAUGAAUAUUCUCAAUUUUAUGCAUGUUUGUGAUGGCGUCAUUAAUUUUAUGCUUUAGGAAUUUAUAAUGUUUUGGCAAAGAAACUUAGCUUUACAUAAACACAUGGCUCUCUACUUACCAUCAAAGGAAUGCGCACAGUGUAGUAUGCUUGAGGGGAGGUUUGUAAAUGGUAAGGAGCCUUUGAUCCACAUGGUGUUAUAAUUACUCUAAUGUCAAGAACAAUCAUAUUUAUAAGCAAAAGCACUGAGCAACAGUAAAUAAUGUUGGAAGUAUGUCGUACUACAUAUAAUCCAUCAUUUGGGGGUUUGUUUGACCAUUCAUAUACACACCCUUUCUAUUACACAUCAGAAAGAUAUCCUCUGAAAUAUUAAGGGGAAGUCUAAAAAUGAAAUGUCAACAUAUAGAAAUCUUCAGACUUAUUUUGACCAGGGUACAGUUAAUCUUUUAUUAUUUAGCUCAGUUUUCAUCAGUAAUUUCCCCCUCUGAUAAAUACUAAUGGAAACUAUGAAUAUAAAAUGGAAAGCAGGCCUUCAAAAAAGUUUUAUAUUUGGUAUUUUUAAGUUUUCGUGUUCUGUACGUUUUACUUUGUAUGUUGCACCGUUUUCACUGUUCCAAAAAAUAAUGAUGAUACAUUCAUGA